ACAGGAUCUGUCAUUUGAUUUUGAUGGGUUAAGGUUAGAAGGGUGAUAGCAAAAGAUAACAGGGGUCAACCAGGCAAGGAACAGUUCUUGAUUGAUGCCCUUUUCACCUGGUUUCCAAAGGCAACAGUGGUCAAGUAGUGAUGAGCAAUAUCUGUGAUUCUGGCACAAUGAAGGCAUCAACCCCAUCCAAGACAGCCAAGGCCAACACCACCUUCUCUCUGGCUUUGUUUAAAAAGCUGAGUGAUGACAACAAGACAGGGAACAUCUUCUACUCCCCUUUCAGCAUCUCUUCAGCCCUGGCUAUGGUGAUGCUGGGGGCCAGAGGAAACACAGCCACACAGAUGUCAGAGGUCCUCUGCUUCACGGAGACAGAGAAGCCGAAGCAGACGGGAGCAGAGCAGAUGCAAACGCAUUCGACGGUGCAGUCGGCGAUGCAGUCGCAGAUGCAGACGCGGAUGCAGAUGCGGACGCAGAUACAGCAGACCAGCAGACUGCCACAGUAUCUGCUCAAGUGCCUGAAACCCCAGAAUGAUCAAGAUGAUGUCCAUGCAAGCUUUGCCCAACUGCUGAGUGAGCUCAUCAAGGCAGACGCUCCGUAUGCCCUCAGUCUUGCCAACAGGCUGUAUGGGGAGCAGUCCUACCAGUUUGUUGAGGAUUUCUUGGCAGAAACCAGAAAGCACUACAACGCAGAGCUGAAGUCUGUGGACUUCAAAACUAGCGCAGAUGCUGCCAGGGUCAACAUCAACAGCUGGGUGGAAGAGCAGACCCAAGGUAAAAUCAAGGACCUGUUGGUCCAGAAUGUGGUGGACGACUCGACCAUCCUGGUGCUGGUCAAUGCCAUCUACUUCAAAGGCAACUGGAACAAACAGUUCAAGGAGGAUUCUACAGUUGAUGCGCAGUUUAGAAUUAACAAGAAUGACACUAAGUCGGUGAAGAUGAUGCGGCAGAAAAGUAAAUUCCCUCUCAUUGCCAUUCCUGAGGCCAACUGCCAGAUCCUCGAGAUGCUCUAUAAAGGGGAGGAGCUCAGCAUGCUCAUCUUCCUGCCUGAUGAGAUAAAGGACGACACAACAGGCUUGGAGAAGCUGCAGAGGGAGCUAACCUAUGAGAAAUUUGUGGAGUGGACUCGUUCAGACAUGAUGGGCCAAACUGAGGUCCAGGUGGGGCUGCCUCGGUUUAAGAUGGAGGAGACGUAUGAUUUAAAAGAUGUCCUGACCAGCAUGGGCAUGGCGGACGCUUUCGACGUCACACUGAGUGACUUUUCUGGCAUGUCUCCUGCCAACAACCUGGUACUGUCAAAAGUCGUCCACAAGGCUUUCAUAGAAGUCAACGAGGAGGGAACUGAAGCUGCUGCUGCCACUGCUGCUGUCCUAUCAGAACGCUCUGCAGUGAUUCCUGCCACGUUCAUCGCAGACCACCCCUUCCUUUUCUUCAUCCGACAUAACCCCACCAUGAGCGUUCUCUUUGCCGGACAAUACUGCUCCCCUGAGUGAGCACUACUGUACGUCCUGUAGACAUGGACAGAUUAUAAGACAAGGGGGGGCCCUGGGCACAGAGAUGUAAAAGGCCCCCCACAUCUCCUACAUCAGAACAAGAAUCACAAAUUCAAACAGACACCUUGUCUAUAUGGUAGUUUUGCACCUCUUUGUAGUCAUUUUGUGUCUCUUUAUGGUAGUUUUGUUACUCCUUGUUUUGCAU
Messenger RNA from Sander lucioperca (pikeperch), 1695 nucleotides. RefSeq names its product leukocyte elastase inhibitor-like. The record is from RefSeq and is a predicted model, not a curated record. Gene Ontology annotation, molecular function: serine-type endopeptidase inhibitor activity. Gene Ontology annotation, biological process: negative regulation of endopeptidase activity. The transcript is spliced from 10 exons. Bases 141 to 1490 code for a protein of 449 amino acids. NCBI's taxonomy places the organism in Eukaryota, Metazoa, Chordata, Actinopteri, Perciformes, Percidae.